AUGGCGCUGGUGGCGCCGCCGCUGGGCGCGGGCUCGGCGUGGCGCGACCCCGCGUCCGGCGUCGUGCUGCACCACCCGGCCGCCGCCCCGGCGCCCGCGCCGCCCCCGCCCGCCCCCGACGAGUUGGUGCUCAGCUCGACGCCCGGCUCCGCGUCGGCCAGCUCCGGGGGCGGCGGCGGCGGCUCGCAGAUCGUCGUCGGCUCGUCGCAGAGCGGUACCGGCUCCAACUCCUCGGACAAGGGCCAGAACAUCGAGUGCGUCGUCUGCGGCGACAAGUCCAGCGGCAAGCACUACGGCCAGUUCACGUGCGAAGUAAAUUCCCGUGUUUCUGCUGAUGCUGGAUCACUAGUUAAGAAGACCAAACAGCUAAGGCAGUAUUAUCUGCAGCAGAAGCGCGGCGCGGUAUCUGCCCGCCAGUCUGCGUCGCCUUUCCAGAGGGCCCGGGCCACGCGCCAGACAUCGGACAGAGUUAGCGGCUCUCGCUCGGCGCACUCUGCCUUUGAGACUGGAUUUCACGGCUGCACCCUUCCGGCGCAGCUGCCGGUGGCUGUGAGGCGAUGCGAGGCGAGAGCAGCCGUCACCGGCUGGCGGUGCGGCCGAACAGGUUCCCCGCGGCUGUGCUCGGUCACGCGACUGGCACGCUCCCGGGAUGCUGGCGACACGGGCACGCGCGGCGCCAGCACGCGACUCUGCUCCGGUGUCCCUCACGGCUCUGCCCUCGCUCCAGAGGCAGGCAGCCAAUUUCUGGUCCUCCCAAAGAGCGACCGCGUGAGCCGGCCGUGCUCGGGGCACAGCGACCGAGAAACACCGUACAGCCGGCUCGGUACUACAGGCUGUCAUAGCUGUCUCACCCGCGCCAAAUAA
Messenger RNA from Schistocerca cancellata (South American locust), 864 nucleotides. RefSeq lists its product as uncharacterized. Bases 1 to 864 code for a protein of 287 amino acids. Gene Ontology annotation, biological process: regulation of DNA-templated transcription. The record is from RefSeq and is a predicted model, not a curated record. Gene Ontology annotation, molecular function: sequence-specific DNA binding; DNA-binding transcription factor activity; zinc ion binding. Lineage: Eukaryota; Metazoa; Arthropoda; Insecta; Orthoptera; Acrididae. The transcript has 3 exons.